AUGCCUUUGGCUAGAGAUUUACUACAUCCAUCCUUGGAAGAGGAAAAGAAAAAACAUAAGAAGAAACGCCUAGUGCAAAGUCCAAAUUCUUACUUUAUGUAUGUAAAAUGUCCAGGUUUCCACCAGAUCACCAUGGUUUUCAGCCAUGCUCAGAUAGCGGUUCUUUGUGUAGGUUGUUCAACAGUGCUUUACCAGCCUACAGGAGGAAAGGCCAGACUCAAAGAAGGGUGUUCAUUCAGAAGAAAGCAAUGCUAA
This is a messenger RNA of Saimiri boliviensis boliviensis (Bolivian squirrel monkey), 255 nucleotides long. NCBI's taxonomy places the organism in Eukaryota, Metazoa, Chordata, Mammalia, Primates, Cebidae. The record is from RefSeq and is a predicted model, not a curated record.